AUGCUGGCGGUGGGGCAGAUGGACGGCAGCCCCCGGCAGAGCGCCUUCCUGCUCGGCAGCCCGCCCCUGGCCGCCCUGCACAGCAUGGCCGAGAUGAAGACCCCGCUGUACCCGGCGUACCCGCUGCCCGCCGGGCCGGCCUCCUCCUCCUCCUCCUCCGCCUCGGCCUCCCCGUCCCCGCCGCUGGGCUCCCCCAACCCGGCCGGCCUCAAGCCGCCGGCCCUGGCCAGCCCCCCGCAGCAGCUCUCGGCCGCCACCCCGCACGGCAUCAACGACAUCCUGAGCCGGCCCUCCGUGCCCCUGGCCGGGGCCGCCCUGGCCUCCGCGUCGCCCUCCGGCUCCUCCUCGUCCCCCGCCGGCCUCCUGGCCGGCCUGCCCCGCUUCAGCAGCCUCAGCCCCCCGCCGCCGCCCCCCGGGCUCUACUUCAGCCCCAGCGCCGCCGCCGUGGCCGUGGGCCGCUACCCCAAGCCCCUGGCCGAGCUGCCCGGCCGGACCCCGAUCUUCUGGCCCGGGGUGAUGCAGAGUCCGCCCUGGAGAGACGCGCGCCUCGCCUGCACCCCCCAUCAAGGUUCAAUUUUGCUGGAUAAAGACGGAAAGAGAAAACAUACAAGACCCACUUUUUCUGGCCAGCAGAUUUUCGCCCUGGAAAAGACUUUUGAGCAGACCAAAUAUUUAGCAGGACCAGAGAGAGCCAGGCUAGCCUAUUCACUGGGGAUGACAGAGAGUCAAGUCAAGGUUUGGUUCCAGAACCGGCGCACCAAGUGGCGGAAGAAGCAUGCGGCCGAGAUGGCCACGGCUAAGAAGAAGCAGGACUCGGAGACCGAGAGGCUGAAGGGGGCCUCGGAGAACGAGGAGGAGGACGAUGACUACAACAAGCCUCUGGACCCUAACUCGGACGACGAGAAAAUCACCCAGCUGCUGAAGAAACACAAGUCGAGCAGCAGCAGCUUGCUCCUGCACACAUCUGAGAACGAGAGUUCCUCUUAAAGGGGUUUCAGAGGAGGGGGCCGGGGCCCAGGCGGACUCGGAGGACACUUGCUAUUUUCUGAGAUGUUGUACAUAUCUAUUUUUCUAGACUUUAUCAGCUGUCGGAGAGGAAAGAGGCAGAAAAAGACGGCGAGUAAACAAACAUCCAAACCCAGCGCCCCCCUGCUCCUCUGGCCUGGCCCUUGGCCGCUGGUGCUGUUGUUGUAGGGUCGCAGGGGGGCUGUCUGAGUGGUCCCUCUUCUUUUGCAGACUCCAGGGCAGCUGAGGGGGAAAGGAGGGACCUACUUCCACCCACACAGCUCCUGCUGGGCGGACUAAAGCAACCUGUUGAAGGCUCUUUGUAAAUAAAUCGUGAGUCACACUGACUAUAGAAGUUACUUUACUGUGAAUAUUUAAAAUGUAAAAUACUUUUUUUUUUUUUAAUAGAAAGGGUUGGGUUGGGUCCUACCCACCACCACCUCCACCCCCUUGUCUGGCUUUUUAAAAAGAUCUGUUCUUUUGAAUAGUGAAUUGUGGAAUAUAAAUGCUGGGAUUAGUUUGUGGUCUCUUCCCCCACCUUCGCUGCUUAUUCUGAACUUUCUCCUGCAGAUCUUGAUUCCCUUCUAAUUUGAACUGAGGCCCUCCAUUAACGGCAUCUAUUAAGAGAUUUGAAACAAACAGUCUACUGAUGUUUUGCCAAGUAUGACGAAGUCUUUGCUGGAACACCCCCUCCCAUUCUGAAAUUGCACCCGCCCUGAAUGCUAUUUAUUAGUAUUUUUUUAAAUACUAUUUUUGGACGGUGGGGGUGGGGCAAAUUUAAAUAGUUUCCUUUAAUUUAACCCAUUUCCAAUAAAAUGCGUGUUAAAAGUAGCUGGUGGGAAUUGUUACAACCACUUUCAGUCGAAAAUAUAAAAAAUCAUUUAGAUGCUGUAAUUGAAUUUAAAGUGUGUUUUCUUUUGUAUUAUAAAGAAUACUAUAGAAUGUAAAUUGUUUUCUUUUUAAAGCUAAUAAUGAUGAUAUAUUAGCAUCUUAACAUUUAUUAAUUAAUUUAUAUUAAAAUAAUUCGGUUUGUAAAGAGAAGAGCCCUUUGCAAGACCAGUUAAAUGUAAUGCACUUUCUGUUAAAAAAAAAAAAAAAAGAUAAAUCAAUUAAAACCAAUUUAAAGACGUUUGUUGCCUCGACUAAAGGGUACAGAUAAUCUGAUCUCAUCAGAGAUUAAAUAAUAAAACUGACGGUACG
Molecule: messenger RNA, 2205 nt
Organism: Chelonia mydas (Green sea turtle)
Lineage: Eukaryota; Metazoa; Chordata; Testudines; Cheloniidae
Gene: NKX6-1
Product: NK6 homeobox 1
Exons: 3
Coding region: 1-987 (328 amino acids)
Biological process (GO): cell differentiation; regulation of transcription by RNA polymerase II
Cellular component (GO): nucleus
Molecular function (GO): DNA-binding transcription factor activity, RNA polymerase II-specific; RNA polymerase II cis-regulatory region sequence-specific DNA binding
Source: RefSeq, a predicted model, not a curated record